Molecule: messenger RNA, 513 nt
Organism: Helobdella robusta
Lineage: Eukaryota; Metazoa; Annelida; Clitellata; Rhynchobdellida; Glossiphoniidae
Exons: 5
Coding region: 1-513 (170 amino acids)
Source: RefSeq, a predicted model, not a curated record
AUGCAGGCACCGCUAAGCUUUCUGAUGAGAAUCUACUCUUUCUCUAUCUUUCUCCAUCGACACGGGGCUGUGUUUCAACAACAAUCUCGAAGAGGACUGGCACCAGUUUUGGAGGACAACGUAGGAACCGGACCGCAUUCAACAUUCUGCCUUUGUCGAAUGGACGACGUAUCUGGUCAAAUUCAUUCCAUCGAUGCGUGUCAGAUGAUGGUCGGUGCAAUGGAGGUAAAAAAUGGAAACUUGAAAUUCUGGCAUCCUCUCAAUGCAUCUCAAAAAAUACGACCCGAACAAGAACUUGUUAGAUUCAUCUGGUCCCGAAAUCAUGAUGUCAAAGGUCGAAGGGUUAAAGGUCAACGUCGUUUCCUGGCUUAUGUCUGGGUUGGGCUGGCUGUUAAGCAAAACAAACUACCAUCAGCGGUCUUGUUUUUCUUGUUUUUCGUGCAGAUUUCGCCUGUCUGGUGCAUUUUAAGAAAAGAUUUUACGAUCAUCAAAGAAGGAAUUAGGCGAGGUUGA